Molecule: messenger RNA, 1967 nt
Organism: Myxozyma melibiosi
Lineage: Eukaryota; Fungi; Ascomycota; Lipomycetes; Lipomycetales; Lipomycetaceae
Exons: 7
Coding region: 217-1842 (541 amino acids)
Biological process (GO): protein neddylation
Cellular component (GO): cytoplasm
Molecular function (GO): NEDD8 activating enzyme activity
Source: RefSeq, a predicted model, not a curated record
UAUUUGAAUCAAGUGAGCCAAUUAGUAUACUAGAAAGCGUAGACAGCAUCCCGCGGUCGAGGUUCUGAUUUUUCGACGGUGGACAAAUAAGGUUUCACCCGCAUAUUACGUAACCUAUCUGUUCAAGCAAGCAUCACAGCCAACUCAGAUCAACCAGCAAUAGACGGCGAGAGUCCUUCGUUACUCUCUUGUUAUACACUCCAGAAUACAAAGAAGAUGCAGAAAGCAGGCGAAACCGACGUUCCGCGGUCAGCAACGCCACACGUUGUGAGCGCGCGAGACCGCAAGUAUGAUCGCCAGCUGCGGUUGUGGGCUGCGAACGGGCAGGCGGCGCUGGAGGAGGCGCAUGUGGUUUUGUUGACUGCUUCGGCUGCUGGUGCGGAGACAUUGAAGAAUUUGGUUUUACCUGGCACGGGAUCAUUCACAGUAGUUGACGACAAACUGACGACGGAAGAAGACGUCGACGUCAAUUUCUUCCUCGACGAAUCCAGCAUCGGUCAUCCGCGCGCCGCCAAAGUCGCCGAAUUCUUACAAGAGCUAAACACGGACUCGGUCGGCCGCUUCGAGAGCCUGACGCUGUCCGAGUUCGACAAACUCGACCCCUCGUACUGGGAGAAAUACUCGCUCGUGGUCGCACACCAGAUCCGCCCGUCGGUGCUGUUACCGAUCAGCAAGGUCCUGUGGGACAAGAAGAUCCCGCUCGUGAUCAUAAACUCGAUUGGCUUCUACGCGCGGCUGAGGAUCGUCACGCCAGAGCAUACGGUCGUGGAAUCGCAUCCGGAGUCGACGGUUGAUCUGAGGCUGGAUUGUCCGUGGCCGGAGUUAGAGAGAUUCGCGUUCGGGAUCGAGCUGGAUGGGUUGUCGGAGAUGGAUCAUGCUCAUGUGCCGUAUUUGGCGCUGCUGUUGAUAUAUCUCAAGCAAUGGAAAGAUGCGCAUGGUGGUUCUCCACCAUCAACCUACGCAGAAAAGAAGGAAUUCAAGGCGUUAAUCAAAACCGGCGUCCGAUCAAGCGACGCCGAGAACUUCGACGAGGCGAUAAAUACUGUCUGGCGAGCCACUCAGGCUACAACCAUUCCGUCGAAUAGCCAGGCUAUCUUAAAUGACGAUAGAGCGCAGAAUCUUAGUCCGUCGACUUCGAAAUUCUGGAUUCUCGCAAGAGCAAUCUCCGACUUCACCAAAUCACCCUCAAGCGGCGGUCACCUGCCCCUCUCCGGCACCCUCCCCGACAUGAAAGCCGACACGACGUCCUACAUCAAGCUACAAAGUAUCUACCGCUCAAAGGCGCUCGAGGACCGCGACUGGGUUGCUUCGCGCGUGUCUGAACUGCUACUCUCGCUCGGCCGGCCGGCCGACGCGAUCUCUUCGGACGAGGUGGACACGUUUUGCAAAUUUUCACGGAACCUGGUUGUCUUUGACGGUCGGUCGCUGGAGGAGGAGUACACGCCUUCGACGGCGCGGGCAAAGAAGAUUUUGCAGGAGUUGGAGGAGGAGAAUUCGUUGAUGAGCGUGUACGUCGGGUUUCGAGCGGUCGAGGUUUUCGAGGAGCGGGAGAAGAGGUAUCCCGGAACAGUCGAAGAGGUUGAUGAGGAUGAGAAGGUGUUGAAGGAGAUCGCGCUUGAGAUUGUGGGGUCGCUUGGAGGAACGGAAGUUAACGAGCGGACGGCGAGUGUGUUGAAGGAAUUUGUCCGAUACGGCGGCGGGGAGUUGCACAACAUCUCGUCUCUACUAGGCGGCAUCGCAGCCCAAGAGAUAGUCAAGCUCAUCACGCGACAAUACGUACCGAUGACAAACACGACGAUAUUCGACGGCAUCCAGAGCUCGAGCGCGGUCUGGGAACUGUAAAUGUACAGGAGUUUGGUGAGGUGGUGGUGGAUAGAGAGAAGCUUAGAUGGAGGUUUAUAGAUGUAUUGCUAAUAGACUGGCUAAUGCUCUGAUGAGAGUAAACUGAGUAAAGGAAAUGAAAGUAU